Molecule: messenger RNA, 636 nt
Organism: Orbilia oligospora ATCC 24927
Lineage: Eukaryota; Fungi; Ascomycota; Orbiliomycetes; Orbiliales; Orbiliaceae
Exons: 5
Coding region: 1-636 (211 amino acids)
Biological process (GO): negative regulation of transcription by RNA polymerase II; chromatin organization
Cellular component (GO): pericentric heterochromatin; nucleus
Molecular function (GO): chromatin binding
Source: RefSeq, a predicted model, not a curated record
AUGCCGUUAAUGGCAAGUGGCCGACGUUCCGCUUCCGAUCAGGGCGGUUCCUCUGAUGAAGAGAUGAAACAAAUCGAAGAAAAGCCCGGUGAAGAGGAAGAAGAAGAAGAGGGAGAAGGCGAAGAGGGAGAAGAAGAAGAGUAUGUGGUCGAAAAGAUUUUGGAUCACAAGUAUGAAGAUGGGAUCCUGAAGUACAAGGUUAAAUGGAAGGGCUACGAAAAGAAAUCUGAUCAGACCUGGGAGCCUGAAGACACUUUGGAAGAACUUGUUGCACUAGAGGAGUAUCUUUUGGUGAUCGGCGGCAGGCCUUCACAGACACCUGGUAAAAGAGGUCGCAAAUCCACAGGCGGUGCCUCUACGCCGGCGCCGAAGAAAACCCGUGUCAAGCAGGAGACUGCCGGGGAGGACGAGUGGGAUCCCCCAGCUGGUAGUUGGGAAGACGACGUUAGAAUGAUUGAGACUUUGGAACGCAAUGGUGGAGAUCACGUUUGCUAUAUCCAAUGGGUCAACGGCCGACGAAGUCAGCAUCCUCUGCACGUUGUUUACCAGCGUUGCCCGCAAAAGAUGCUCAAGUUCUACGAAUCUCACUUGGUUUUCCGUGAUUCUGCUGGGACUAUCAAAACGGCGCCGCAGUAG